Messenger RNA from Trypanosoma conorhini, 408 nucleotides. RefSeq lists its product as uncharacterized. NCBI's taxonomy places the organism in Eukaryota, Euglenozoa, Kinetoplastea, Trypanosomatida, Trypanosomatidae. The record is from RefSeq and is a predicted model, not a curated record. Bases 1 to 408 code for a protein of 135 amino acids. The transcript has a single exon.
AUGGAGGGGGCGGAGGGGACUAAUUUGGCUUGGCGUGACGUGUCUCCGGCGGAGAAAAGGCAAAACUGCCCCAGCAACGGCUGCCUCUCUUUCAACUCUUCUCCCAUUACGUGUAGCCUCCCGCAAGGCGCGGUGCUUUUGAAGGGCAAGUGCAACUGCGCGUGUGGGUGCAAUGUAUCGCACGCCGCCCACGACGCUCCCCGCGCUUUCCGGGGAGUGUGGGGCCCUGGUAGACAACAGCCGCCUAAGCGGGUCUUCAACGCGGCCGUGUGGCUGAAAUGGCCCAACGGCGUCUCCACUUGCCGACGCUCGCCUAUCGAUUGGCCCGCGCCUGGGCGGCCGCUUGGGUGCGUUGCGGGCCAUUUUUCGCCACGCCGGCGACGCGAGGAGGAAAAAAAGUUUCCGUGA